AGUUGAAAACUGGCAAUCCAUCCAAUUGUCAGUGAUCCACUGCAGCAUAGGCAUGUUGUGCAUAUUCUACCUGUUAUUGUGUUACUAGAAUUUCUCUUAUCGAGUACUCCAUUUGCCAACUCCACCUCUAGUCUUUGUAGUCUUCCAUACUAACUUUUCUUUCCUUUAAACUCAUUCUUUAGAGUUGGAACCAAUUUUCAUUUCAAACUAAACUUCAAACAAAAGCCAAGGAAUGUUUUCUAUUCUUUAGGAUUGAGUUUGCGAAAGGAGAUAAUUAAGGUCAUUGGUUAGAAGAAUUUUGAUCCACGCGUGUCCCCUGUUCAUGAGAAGAACUCACGAAAUAGCAGAAAAAGUUCCCUACUCAAUUCUGCAAUAAGUGAAAAGAUGACUGGACCAAAUUGGUCAAUAGUGGAGUGCUACAGAUACAGAGGUACAUAAUUUUGUACAUACAUGGAAAUCAUGAUUUCCCUUUGGAACCUGGGCAAUACCGAUCAACAGGCUACAGAUCUCAUCUUCUCCAUUUUAUCUUGCUACAAAUACUUGAUCAGUCCAUCAUCUUGAAAAAUAGCAACAGACAAAUUUCUUCAUUGCAGCAACUUUUCUAGCAGUAGCCCUUCAGUUUUCCUUACAACCUCAAAUGGCUUCAGGGCUUACUAAAGGAAAAAUGGCGACAGUGUUAAGUAUAGAUGGAGGGGGUAUUAGAGGAAUUAUUCCAGGCACCCUUCUUGGCUUUCUUGAAUCAAGGCUUCAGGAAUUGGACGGAGCCAAUGUAAGACUUGCAGACUAUUUCGAUGUGAUUGCCGGAACUAGCACCGGUGGUCUAGUGACCACCAUGAUUACUGCUCCAAACAAGGACAACCGUCCGAUGUACGCCGCCAAGGAUAUCAACAACUUCUACUUGGAGAACUGUCCCAAGAUCUUCCCACAAAGCAGCCGAAACAACUUCAUCGCCAAGGUUAAAAGCUUAAUUGGUACGGUAGCCGGGCCCAAAUAUGACGGAAAGUACCUGAGGUCGUUGACAGAGGAGUUACUAGGCAGCAUCACCAUAAAUCAAACCCUAACUGAUGUGAUCAUACCAACUUUCGACAUCAAACGACUUCAACCAGUAAUCUUCUCUACCCACGAUGGAAAGGAAAAUAUUUUGAAGAAUGCUCUGCUAUCAGAUAUUUGCCUCGGCACUUCUGCAGCUCCCACGUUUCUUCCGGCACAUUACUUUGAGACUAAGGAUGGAGAUGGAAAGACUCGAAGUUUUGACCUUAUCGAUGGCGGGGUAGCGGCAAAUAAUCCUACUUUAAUGGCCAUAACUCACAUUUCCAAACAAAUCCUGAUGGGAAAAUUCAAGUUUGCUGACAUGAAACCCAUGGAGAGCAGCAGGAUGUUAGUGCUAUCAUUGGGUACUGGAGCGCCCAAGCUAGCAGAAAAGUAUAGUGCAGCUGAAGCCUCCAAAUGGGGUCUGCUCAGUUGGGUUUAUGACAAUGGCGCGACGCCAAUGGUUGAUAUAUACGGCGAUGCAAGCUCAGAUAUGGUUGAUAUUCACAUUUCCACUCUCUUCCAAUCGCUCCACUGCAAAACUAACUACCUUCGAAUUCAGGACGACACAUUAACCGGUGAUGCAUCUUCAGUAGAUUUUGCUACCACGGAGAAUCUACAGAAGCUUGUGCAAAUUGGAAAUGACCUGUUAAAGAAGCCGGUCUCCAGGGUGAAUUUGGAGACGGGCAGGUUUGAUGAGGUUCAAGGAGAAGGUACGAAUGAAGCGGCUCUUAUCCGCUUUGCGAAGCUGCUUUCCAAAGAAAAGAUGCUCCGGCAAGCCGAUUGAAAACGCCAUUUCAGGAUUAGGCUUUUGCCAUGAAAACGUUUUUAAUCUAUCUGCGUGGUUCCCAUUAUUUGUCAAUAAGAGGAGGGCAAUAAAGGCACCCACAAUGCAUCUUUUCUUAUAUAUGUAAUGUGUUUGAUGCCCUAAACCACCUUAUCCGGAUAUUUUUCUUAGGGUUCCAAAAAUGUAUUUGCGUGCUAUACACCAAUCGCCAGUUGAUUCA
Molecule: messenger RNA, 2036 nt
Organism: Rhododendron vialii
Lineage: Eukaryota; Viridiplantae; Streptophyta; Magnoliopsida; Ericales; Ericaceae
Product: patatin-like protein 2
Exons: 6
Coding region: 638-1816 (392 amino acids)
Biological process (GO): lipid metabolic process
Molecular function (GO): glycerophospholipase activity; monoacylglycerol lipase activity
Source: RefSeq, a predicted model, not a curated record